This is a messenger RNA of Pectinophora gossypiella (pink bollworm), 1692 nucleotides long. It is a transcript of the gene Dh44, whose product is annotated as diuretic hormone 41. Gene Ontology annotation, molecular function: hormone activity. Bases 269 to 727 code for a protein of 152 amino acids. Lineage: Eukaryota; Metazoa; Arthropoda; Insecta; Lepidoptera; Gelechiidae. The transcript has 6 exons. The record is from RefSeq and is a predicted model, not a curated record. Gene Ontology annotation, cellular component: extracellular region.
UUUGGCGCGCCCAAACGUUCCACGAGAACUUGGCGACGGACCGAAUAUACAACAAUUAAUUACCACCUUAUCUCACAACAACACACCCUUUGCAAAAUCUAAAGUCUAAAGUGAGUUGUGUUUAAGUUACAAGUGCAUAUUCCAUUUUUCUGAACACUUUUCGGGAACUUUUUAUCGGUUUUCUAAAGUUUUUGCGCUGCGCAGCGGAACUCGUCACUCGACGAAGAUUUGUUCCUGUUUUGUUAAGUUUCUCAAUACUCACUCAGAGAUGAUGUGGUGGGCGGUAUGGUGCGCGGCGGUGGCUGCAGCCGGCGCCGGCGCAGCGGCCGCGCCCGCGCCCGACUCGCUCGCGCCGCUGCCCCCCCUCGACCUCGUACAAAUCGACCAACCCGCGCCUGACGAUGAGAGCCUGGGUUACGCAGUCCCACCGAUGGGCGGGCGCUACUCGGGUGGCGGCGCCCCCUGGCUGUACUACCUCGCGGAGCCCCACGACUCACAGAGGCUGUCAGAGCUGCAUGAAGGGCGCGCUCGGGCGAAGCGCAAGAUGCCGUCGCUGUCGAUCAACAACCCGAUGGAGGUGCUGCGGCAGCGGCUGAUGCUGGAGGUGGCUCGCAAGCAGAUGCGCGAGGCCAACCAGCGGCAGGCCGUCGCCAACAGACUCUUCUUGCAGAACGUCGGAAAACGAGGAUACCUGGGGAGCCGGGCGUCGGCACGUUACGGGAAUUAGAGCUACUGACCAUCUCCUUCAACGCAGUCUCUCGUCACUGGCUGGGGACAGGACGCCACGUCACUAAUUUAAAAAAUAUAAUAUUAAUGAAAAAAUAGAGUAUUCAUUUUUGAAUGUAUUUAUUCUUUACUCUGGCAAAGACUUCACGACAUACAGCCUAGUCUGAAGUUUUUGUACUUAACUGAAUUACUUCGUAUUUCAUUUUUGUUUUUUCUGCGUUCGUAUUUCGAACAUCACGAAUAACGAGUACCUAUUAUAAAUAAUUAUACUAUUAUUUUAAGUAAGAUUAGUAAGAUUGUGAUGAUAUUUUAUUUUUAUUCUAGUUAUGAAGUAAUCACUAUUUCUCUAGUAAGGGUACUGUUCGAUGUUUACUUGUAUUGUAGUUGUGUUGAAAGGUGUAAUGUUAUCCAGCUCAACAUUCGCCAUUCCCCUGAGGUCGUGACGUCUUGUUCGUGGCGGGAAGCGCUGCAUUCUUCGAUCCUCUAGCCUUUCCAUUACUAUUUUUAUACGCUUGUUAUCGUUAAAAUAGUGCUUAUUUAGUUAAUUGUAAAUCUUUCUGGCAAUAGUGAUGUGUGUACCAUACUUUCAAACUAUUCCUAUGUAUCUUCCAAGUUCGCUGAAGUCAUGCGACGAAACUUCAGCACAAGUUAUUUACUUACCAAUUGUAUUGUCUUGACUUCCUAAAAUAAUUUACGCCAAAUAUGUAACUAAAGUAAGAUAUAAAAUGAAAUAUUGCUAGCGUACUAGCAUUACGUUUAAUAUAAGUUUAAUAAUAUACCUACAGAUAGAUGUACCGCAGUCCGCAGCUACUAGUCGUUUAGUUUCGUAUUUUAUAAUGUACAGUGUAGCUGUUACAAAUGUAUAUUUUAUUUCCAAAUCGGUCUCUACUAGCAUAUAAACGUAGGCAAAUGUAAUAGUUGGUACAGUAUAAAUUCCGUUCAAUAAAAACGUUAUCUUAUUAUUAA